UCUAUACACAAAAGAUUCUGCAGUCUCUCUCUCUCUGAGACAGUCGGUCCCCUCUUUCCAGUUUCCAGUUUCCAGUUUCGAUGGCGAGUCAAGCUGCGUCUUCAUCAUCCUCCUCUGGUCCACAGGAACACCGACUUGAAGGUCAUGCAGAAGAGGAAGAAGACUUAUUAACACUGUACGGAGCAGAUUCGGGGUGGGUUGAGGCUCGGACUCAUUGCGAUCAUUUGGAUGCCCUAUCUUCCGAUCUCGCUCACAUUCCGACCCCCGAUACUCCUUGCUACAGGUGUCAACACCCGAGUGAGAACUGGUUAUGUUUAUGCUGUAAGGAAGUGCUCUGCAGCCGUUUCGUGAACAAGCACAUGCUCCAGCAUUACCAGCAGACAAAUCAUUGUCUGGCACUCAGCUACAGUGAUCUGUCCAUUUGGUGUUUCUCUUGUGACGCAUAUUUGGAUGCUCAGAUGAUUCAGCAACUGCGGCCUGUUCAUGAGAUAGCAUACAUACUGAAAUUUGGCGAGGCUCCGCCGUUUCGGACGGUUUAAUGGUUGAACUUGAGUCAUUAUCCAUCAGAGGCUUGAAGGUUCAACAUCAGGCAGCGGCAAGUUUCUCGUUGUGGCCUUGUAGGCUUUGAGGUUUCCUUUUGUGCACAGGACGGGAUGGUGUUUGAAGUUUGAACUGACUAUAUAUAAUCAGGUAUUAUAUAAAGCUUGGAAUGUUCAUCUUUCGAGUCUCUGUUUCUUGUGUACCACUACCAUUCUUGGGUGCUAUAAACUUGCAAUUCCUACUGUGUACCACAAAAAUGGCAUUCCAUGCAAUUCACUAGGCCAAGGCAGCAUAAAUACUGCAUAGCCUUGUGGUAGAGAUGGGUUCUCCUUUGAGAAUACCAAACACAAAUGUGUCUUUGGACGGAUCGAUCAAUGGAAAUCGAAGUCCCAAAUUUGCGGUA
This is a messenger RNA of Juglans regia (Persian walnut), 943 nucleotides long. Its product is annotated as histone deacetylase 6. Bases 81 to 539 code for a protein of 152 amino acids. The record is from RefSeq and is a predicted model, not a curated record. Gene Ontology annotation, molecular function: zinc ion binding. Lineage: Eukaryota; Viridiplantae; Streptophyta; Magnoliopsida; Fagales; Juglandaceae. The transcript has 4 exons.